UUAAGGUAUUUCUGAUGCUACCAACCGGAAACUCGAAAGUUACACUUGUUUAUGUUUGUGGGUUUUUACUAGGAUUAAAGUGUUUGCAGAUAGCAGCCAAGCACGUGUCGUCUUUGUUACUACACAAGAAUACAAUGGCUAAAGCAAACGAGGGUAUCAAACUAGAUCCAAAAGAAGUUAAGAGGAAAUAUAGGAACUUCAAGAAGUUUGAUGUUGUUGAGGACUAUUCAGAUCAUCACUUUUUGAAAUCAAAAUCAUCAUGGUGGCAGCCACCAAAAAAAUGGACUAAAAAGAUUCAAGAAGAAUGGAGGAUUCUUAAGAGGGAUUUGCCUGAUAUGAUAUAUGUUAGGGUCUAUGAAGGGAGAAUGGAUCUUUUAAGAGCUGUGAUAAUAGGAGUAGAAGGGACUCCAUAUAAUGAUGGUCUUUUUUUCUUUGAUGUGUGCUUUCCUAAAAACUACCCUAAUGAACCACCUCAAGUGUAUUAUCACUCAGGUGGCCUAAGAAUUAAUCCGAAUCUAUACACCAGUGGCGACGUUUGCUUGAGCCUUCUAAACACUUGGCACGGUUCCAAGAAUGAGAAAUGGACGCCGACCAUUUCAACUAUGCUCCAGGUUUUGGUCUCUAUGCAGGGUAUGGUUUUGAAUGCAAAGCCCUAUUUCAAUGAACCCGGAUAUGAAGCUUCUAGGGGCUCGGCUUCUGGUGAGAAUCUUGCACUGGAAUACAAUCAGCGUACGCUAAUUUACUCUCUCAAAACUAUGGUUUACACCAUGAAGAAACCACCUAAGCAUUUUGAAGAUCUAGUGAUUGGUCAUUUUCGCGAUCGUGCAAGUGGCAUUCUAACAAUGUGUAGAGAUUAUUACACGAAAGGCUUGGGAGUCAAGUGCGGUAUUGUCGUGACUACUGAGACAGCGACUUCACAGGAUAACAAGAAAGAAGUCGAAGGGUACAUGAAGACACUUGUAGGAGCAUUUAAACAUAUAGGGUUAGAGGAUCGGGAGGAGUUUGUGGCCGAAGGUGAAGCCAAAGCCGAAAAUCUAACGCUUCAAUUACAAAAGAAGAAAAAGAAGAAGAAGAACCUAGGUCAGAAGAUAUUGUCGUGUUUCGUCAUCUAAAACAAAUGCAUUUUGAACCCCUUAUUUUAAGGUGUAGAUACAAGGAUUGGUGUUUUAUUUAUAUGUUUGCGUUCUUAGUCUUUUUUUAAAAACUGUGACUUAUAAAAUGAUCCAUAUAUCUACUA
Helianthus annuus (common sunflower) is the source of this 1237-nucleotide messenger RNA. RefSeq names its product putative ubiquitin-conjugating enzyme E2 38. The record is from RefSeq and is a predicted model, not a curated record. The transcript has 6 exons. Bases 15 to 1112 code for a protein of 365 amino acids. Gene Ontology annotation, molecular function: ubiquitin conjugating enzyme activity. Lineage: Eukaryota; Viridiplantae; Streptophyta; Magnoliopsida; Asterales; Asteraceae.